Messenger RNA from Drosophila rhopaloa, 667 nucleotides. RefSeq names its product protein UXT homolog (gene Uxt). The transcript is spliced from 2 exons. Gene Ontology annotation, biological process: regulation of transcription by RNA polymerase II. Gene Ontology annotation, molecular function: transcription corepressor activity. Lineage: Eukaryota; Metazoa; Arthropoda; Insecta; Diptera; Drosophilidae. The record is from RefSeq and is a predicted model, not a curated record. The coding region runs from base 77 to 556 and encodes 159 amino acids.
UAUUUUAAAGAGAAGAAGCAAAACGUAAACAGAGGUUUCUUACCAUCUUAUUUCUUAAUAUUCUAACGCCCUUACAAUGCAAAUAAAAUCCACAGAAAUUCACAGGAUGGAGGAACAGGCUGCAAAUCAGACACGCAUCACGCAGAUUGAGGAGUUUAUUAACGAAGUCCUGAAGGAGGACCUCCGGCAGCUGGAAAACUUUAUAGGUCAGUUCAACGAGGAGAUCAUGGAGUAUGUCCAGCUAAAGAACACCCUUCAGACAUUCGACACCCAUCUGCCUGAUGGUUAUAAGACGCAGGUGAACAUCGGCAGCAACAUCUUCAUGCAGGCUCGCGUCCGCAAGAUGGACCGCAUCCUGGUCAACGUGGGCAAGGAUGUGUACCUGGAGAUGACCAUUCAGGAGGCAGAACGCUUCAGCGACACCCGUGUCAAGAUUCUGACAAAGCAAUCCGAUGUCCUGCGUGAGGAAAGUGUCAAGAAAAGAGCCCAAAUCAAGAUGGCCUUAAUAGCAAUUAGUGAAAGAGCCAAACUAAUCCAACAGGAUGACGGGAAAUAGGAGAAACUCCUACAGAUUGAGGAUAAGUACUAGAUACUCUAUUAGAGCAUUAGUGGCUUUUGUUUCUAGUACUUUGUGUUUACCUACAUAGAAUAAAUGUUAAACAUGUUA